AACAGGUUGACUCAAGGAGACUGAAAAGCUCUGAGAUGUUGCAACCAACUGCAUGAGGACAGGAUCAGUGAACAAGCAGAAACUCCUCAGCAGCUGCAGCUUCAGUCUGUGUGCAGCCCCACCCACAGGAAGGGGRAAAAAAUACAAGGCUGAGUUUCAACAGACAAGAGAGAGAGAAGCUGUAGAGCAGAAAAAACUAACUUCACACUGCACAGCUGCUUUCAGUUUUGAAGACAUGAGGACCGCCUCCCUCCUCUUCCUCCUCUCCUUCCUCCUGGGUGUGAAUUAUUCUCAGGCGGGGUCAGAGUUCAGGAUCUGCGCCUUCAACCUUCAUCACUUUGGAGAAUCGAAGGCCAAGAAGAGUGACGUCAUGCUGACCCUGGCCCGAAUCAUCAGUCGGUGCGACGUUUGUUUGCUUCAGGAGGUGAGGGACAGUAAAGGGACGGCUGUACCACAGCUCAUUCAGACUAUUAAAAGCUAUGACCAUAACCACCAGUACCAACAUGUGGCCAGUGUGAGGCUGGGCCGCUCUGAAACCUACCAGGAGCAGUAUGUGUUUGUUUACAGGUCCGACACGGUGACCGUCACAGACCAGUACCAGUACCCAGAUGAUCUACCAGGAGAUGAAGAYGCGUUCUCCAGAGAGCCUUUUGUUGUUCGCCUCAAAGCCCCGAGGACAGCGAUUAAGGAUUUUGUCCUGAUCGCUCAACACACGACUCCAACCAACACCACGAAAGAGCUGGACUCUCUGUAUGACGUCCUGCAGAGAGUCAGGAAGAUGUGGAAAACUGAGAACGUGAUGCUCCUCGGGGACUUUAACGCCGACUGCGGCUACCUCGCCAAGAAGAACAGGAAGAACGUGCGCCUGAUCACAGACCCCAGUCUCCACUGGCUCGUACCGGAGAACAGCGACACCACCGUCAAACUGAGCACUUCCUGUUCCUACGACAGGAUCGUUGUGCACGGAGACACGUUCAACAGAGCAGUCGUUCCCUCUUCAGCCCAGCCGUUUAAUUUCCAGAAGGAAUACAAACUAACAGAGGAGCAGGCGCUGGACAUCAGCGAUCAUUACCCGGUGGAGGUGCUGCUGAGGGUGGUCAGCUCCAGAGCUUUCCCCAGAGGGUCUUCCUUUAAGAAUCACUUUUCUCUGUUUGCCUUCAUCCCACUCGUCCUCCAAGCUUUAUUAUGGUAAAUAAAUAAAGAACCUACAGGGUCUUUCUAACCUCUCAGAUUGAGAAUGAUCAGGAUAUUUGACUUUAUGAACUGAUGAUUCUCCAACACUUGGAGUCCAAAUCACCAAACAGCACCGAUGAGACUUUUAACAGAAAUGAAGCAGAACCUUUGGACCUCCGUCUUCACGUUCAUUAGAGGUGCUCCUAAAAGUUCAUCUGAAGGAUUCUYAGAUUUGUCUUUUUAACUUAUUCUCUUAAAAUGUGUUCAAGGGAAACAAAAGUGUUAAAAUCCAACUAAACCAGCAGCUGUAAUUAUUUAUUAUAUUGUGUGAUUUGUUGAAUAUGGUAAACAUGUCCUAAACUUUAUUGUGUUUGAUGGUUUUAUUUAAGAAAAGAAUACAACUUCUUAAUAAAACAAAAACAAUA
Austrofundulus limnaeus is the source of this 1598-nucleotide messenger RNA. RefSeq names its product deoxyribonuclease I-like 1 (gene dnase1l1). The record is from RefSeq and is a predicted model, not a curated record. The transcript has 10 exons. Gene Ontology annotation, biological process: DNA catabolic process. Bases 53 to 1192 code for a protein of 379 amino acids. Lineage: Eukaryota; Metazoa; Chordata; Actinopteri; Cyprinodontiformes; Rivulidae. Gene Ontology annotation, molecular function: DNA binding; deoxyribonuclease I activity. Gene Ontology annotation, cellular component: nucleus.